Pelagomonas calceolata is the source of this 1422-nucleotide messenger RNA. NCBI's taxonomy places the organism in Eukaryota, Pelagophyceae, Pelagomonadales, Pelagomonadaceae. The record is from the annotation of a GenBank genome assembly.
AAUUUGAACAUGCCGCGGCCCCUAGACAACAGUUAUGAGAGUAGCAGCGAUGACGACGACGACGCGCUGCGGGUCGACGCGGCCUUCGCCAAGGCGUACAGCGCGAGGGAGCAAAAGCGCCUAGACGCGAGGCGGGCGGCCGGCGGCGAUGGCGUGCUCGACGCGGGCGUCGCCUCGUCGUCGGACUCGGAGAGCAGCGACGACGACGGCGCCGCGGCGCUGACGCCGCGCGUGGAAGCGGACGUGUUGAAGACGAUGGCGGCCAUCCGCCGCAGGGACGCCGCGGUUUACGACGGCACGACGGCGUUCUUCGCGGACGCGCCGCGCGCGCGGGCGCGCGCCAGCGCUGCGGAGGGGGCGGCGACGACCUUCAAAGACCUGGCGCGCGCGCGGCUCGCCGCGGGCGACGCGGGCGCCGACGCGGGCGCCGGCGGCGCCGCGCCGCGCCACCCGCACGCGUACGACGCCGAGCAGCGCGCGCUGCGACAGGCGAUGGUCGAGGCGGGGGCCGGCGACGCUGAUGAGUGCGCCCUCUUCCACCCCAAGAGGGCCGGGGGUGGCGGGGCCGACGACCGCGCGCCCGUCCGAGCCGCGCUGGACGAGCUGCGCGCGGCGCCCGCCGGCGACACCCUCCAGGACGCAUUCCUCGCCGACUUCGUCGCGGGGCGGCGCUGGGCCGCGCCGGACGCCCUGUCGCCGGAGGCCGAGCGCGACGCCGACGAUGCCGCCGACGCCGACGACGCCGACGCGUUCGAAGCUGCGUACAACUUCCGCUUCGAGAGCGGCCCGGCGGCGAUCGCGACGCACGCGCGCGCCACGCCCGGCUCGCUGCGCCGGACCGACGACCGGCGCCGGGCGAAGCGCGAGGCGCGCCGCGAGCGCAAGGCCGCGGACCGCCGGCGCAAGGAGAACGAGUUGAAAUGCCUGCGGGGCCUGGCCGCCAAGGAGGCCGCCGCGGUCGGCGUCGAAGCCGAGGCCGUCGCGCCGGGCGGCUUCCGCUACCGCGCCGUGCCCGCGGCCGACUACGGCCUCUCCACGGACGAGAUCCUGCGGACGCCCGACGCGGACCUGAAUCGGCUGGUGUCGGUGAAGCGCCUCGCGCCGUAUCGCGACCGCGAGUUCCAGGUGACGGCGGACCGCCGGAAGCGGUGGCGCCGCGACCAGGCCGCGCGCGAGGAGGCGAGGGUCGCGGAGAAAGAGGCGGCGAAGCGCCGCCGCAAGCGCGCGCGGCGCAAGGCCGCGCGCGCCGACGCGCUCUGACCUACUUGGUUACUUGGUCCCACUCGACCUACUUGUCCUUUAAGAUAGACGUCUAAAGCGCCCGGAAUCGGCCUAGGCACAAGCCGGAAAUUCCCUUCCUUAGAGCCCUAUAUAGAUAUGGAACGCUAGGAAAUAAUUUUUCCGUAAUUAUGGUUCAAUUUA